Dipodomys ordii (Ord's kangaroo rat) is the source of this 2737-nucleotide messenger RNA. It is a transcript of the gene Ssrp1, whose product is annotated as structure specific recognition protein 1. The record is from RefSeq and is a predicted model, not a curated record. NCBI's taxonomy places the organism in Eukaryota, Metazoa, Chordata, Mammalia, Rodentia, Heteromyidae. Gene Ontology annotation, cellular component: FACT complex; nucleus. The coding region runs from base 191 to 2320 and encodes 709 amino acids. Gene Ontology annotation, molecular function: nucleosome binding; histone binding; DNA binding. The transcript is spliced from 17 exons.
CGUGGGUCUGGAGCCCCGGGGUCGGGGCGGAGCGCGGGGUGGGGAACUCGCACUCGGGGCCGAGUGGAGGUUCGCGCCCUGCUGAGUGAGCAUCCAUCCGCACACCCAAGAGUUUGUGGGACCCAGGCUCCCAGAUUAAUUCACUUUCCCAGGCAGGGCCCCCGCGCCCAGGCCGACACAGCAGGUCAACAUGGCAGAGACGCUGGAGUUCAACGACAUCUAUCAGGAGGUGAAAGGCUCCAUGAAUGACGGCCGGCUGCGAUUGAGUCGUCAGGGUAUCAUGUUCAAGAACAGCAAGACAGGCAAAGUGGACAACAUCCAAGCUGGGGAGUUGACUGAAGGCAUCUGGCGCCGCGUAGCCCUGGGCCAUGGACUUAAACUGCUCACAAAAAAUGGCCAUGUCUACAAGUAUGAUGGCUUCCGAGAAUCGGAGUUUGAGAAACUUGCUGACUUCUUCAAAACGCAUUAUCGCCUUGAGCUAAUGGAGAAAGACCUAUGUGUAAAGGGCUGGAACUGGGGGACAGUGAAGUUUGGUGGGCAGCUGCUUUCCUUUGACAUUGGUGACCAGCCAGUCUUCGAGAUUCCCCUAAGCAAUGUGUCCCAGUGCACAACAGGCAAGAAUGAGGUAACCCUGGAAUUCCACCAGAAUGAUGAUGCCGAGGUGUCUCUCAUGGAGGUGCGCUUCUACGUCCCUCCCACCCAGGAGGAUGGCGUGGACCCCGUAGAGGCCUUUGCCCAGAAUGUGCUGUCAAAGGCGGAUGUAAUCCAGGCCACUGGAGAUGCCAUCUGCAUCUUCCGGGAGCUGCAGUGUCUUACCCCCCGCGGUCGUUACGACAUUCGCAUCUACCCCACCUUCCUUCACCUGCAUGGCAAGACCUUCGACUACAAGAUUCCCUACACCACCGUACUGCGUCUCUUUUUGCUGCCUCACAAGGACCAACGCCAGAUGUUCUUUGUAAUUAGCCUGGAUCCCCCCAUCAAGCAGGGCCAAACCCGUUACCACUUCCUGAUCCUCCUCUUCUCCAAGGAUGAGGACAUCUCUUUGACCCUCAACAUGAAUGAGGAAGAGGUGGAGAAGCGCUUUGAGGGGCGGCUCACCAAGAACAUGUCUGGAUCCCUCUACGAGAUGGUCAGCCGGGUCAUGAAAGCACUCGUGAACCGCAAGAUCACAGUCCCAGGCAAUUUCCAGGGGCACUCGGGGGCCCAGUGUAUCACCUGUUCCUACAAGGCAAGUUCAGGAUUACUCUACCCUCUGGAACGUGGCUUUAUCUACGUCCACAAGCCACCAGUGCACAUCCGCUUCGACGAGAUUUCCUUCGUCAACUUUGCCCGUGGCACCACUACCACUCGCUCCUUUGACUUUGAAAUCGAGACCAAGCAGGGCACACAGUACACUUUCAGCAGCAUCGAGAGAGAGGAGUAUGGGAAGCUGUUUGAUUUUGUCAAUGCAAAAAAGCUGAACAUCAAAAACCGGGGAUUGAAAGAGGGCAUGAACCCAAGCUACGAUGAAUAUGCAGACUCUGAUGAAGACCAGCAUGAUGCCUACUUGGAGAGGAUGAAGGAAGAGGGCAAGAUCCGAGAAGAGAAUGCCAAUGACAGCAGCGAUGAAUCAGGAGAAGAAACUGAUGAGUCAUUCAACCCAGGUGAAGAGGAAGAAGACGUAGCAGAGGAGUUCGACAGCAAUGCUUCUGCCAGCUCCUCCAGCAACGAAGGUGACAGUGACCGGGAGGAGAAGAAGAGGAAACAGCUCAAAAGGGCCAAGAUGGCCAAGGAUCGCAAGAGCCGCAAGAAGCCUGUAGAGGCAAAGAAGGGUAAAGAUCCCAACGCCCCUAAGAGGCCGAUGUCUGCAUACAUGCUGUGGCUCAAUGCUAGUCGAGAGAAGAUCAAGUCAGACCACCCUGGUAUCAGUAUCACAGAUCUUUCCAAGAAGGCAGGCGAGAUCUGGAAGGGAAUGUCCAAAGAGAAGAAAGAGGAGUGGGACCGCAAAGCUGAAGAUGCCAGGAGAGAAUAUGAAAAAGCCAUGAAAGAAUAUGAAGGAGGGCGAGGCGAGUCAUCUAAGAGGGACAAGUCAAAGAAGAAGAAGAAAGUAAAAGUAAAGAUGGAAAAGAAAUCCACACCCUCUAGGGGCUCAUCAUCGAAGUCAUCAUCAAGGCAGCUAAGUGAGAGCUUCAAAAGCAAAGAAUUUGUGUCCAGUGAUGAGAGCUCUUCAGGAGAGAACAAGAGCAAAAAGAAGAGGAGGCGGAGCGAGGACUCUGAAGAUGAGGAACUAGCCAGUACACCUCCCAGCUCAGAAGACUCAGCGUCAGGAUCGGAUGAGUAGAGAGGAAGAAAAUUCUCUCCUUGCGCUAGCCCUGCCUCACCCCAGACUCCCAGCUCACGUCUGGUACCAGUUUCUCCUACACGCUAUGCAGUCCUGGGAUUCUGUGCCAUCUGAACAACCUCUCCUGGUGGCAUGCUCUUCAUUGGGGCAGUGUCUUCAAGGAUAGCUCCUUGUCAUUUGGGGAGAGACUGGGUAGGAGUCUGUCCACUGUCUUUGCAGGGCAGCCCAGGAUCCAAGUCCUUGCCCUACUUAACGACCUUAGGGAUAUGGCUGCUUCUUGUCCUGUUCAAGUUGCUGCAGCAGAGGUCACAUGAGGUCAGGCUUGUAGCUCCUAACGGGGCCUGUUUCUACCUUUAUUUUGUAUUUCUGGUCUGUGAAAUCAACAUUUAAUAAAGGGAACUGACUUUGGAAGCCAUG